Molecule: messenger RNA, 933 nt
Organism: Rhizopus microsporus ATCC 52813
Lineage: Eukaryota; Fungi; Mucoromycota; Mucoromycetes; Mucorales; Rhizopodaceae
Product: mitochondrial carrier
Exons: 10
Coding region: 1-933 (310 amino acids)
Biological process (GO): transport
Cellular component (GO): mitochondrion
Molecular function (GO): transmembrane transporter activity
Source: RefSeq, a predicted model, not a curated record
AUGUUGGACGUAGACGAACUCCCUGAAAAGCCUAAUGUAAACACAUUCAAUAGCGUGUUGGCUGGUUUGAUUGGAGGCUUAGCUGGAUUAGCUGUUGGUCAUCCUUUUGACACAGUCAAAGUUAGACUUCAGUCAAGAGAACUUUCUUCAAGAUAUAAGGGCACUUUCAACUGCUUUGUAAGCACCAUUAAACAAGAAAAGUUUAUUGGAUUAUAUAAAGGAAUGGCUUCUCCUGCAGUUGGCGUGGGAGCUAUUAAUGCUCUAGUCUUUGGUUCAUAUACUUACUUGAUGCAACUUCAAGCACAAUCUCAGGGCAUCUCAUAUGAUGAAACAGCACAAAAUGCCCCACUGCAUCAUGUAUUUCUUGCCGGUAUGGGAUCAGGCGUGAUUUCAAGUUUUGUCACUUGUCCUAUGGAGCUUGCCAAAGUACAGCUACAAAACCAAACGACAAAUACCACAGCUGUAAAAGGACCACUCGAUUGCUUACACAAAAUGUAUCUUACAGGUGGAUUAAGAUACUGCUUCAAAGGCAUGGUUCCCACGAUGCUUCGUGAGCUAAGCUUUGGACCCUAUUUUUUGACAUAUGAAAUAGUCACAAGGUCCUUAGCCAAACCAAAUCAAGAACUCUCAGGACCGAGGGUUGUCUUGGCUGGUGGUGUAGCUGGCAUUGCAGCUUGGUGCUCUACUUAUUUCGCAGAUGUGGUAAAGACGAGAAUCCAAUCGGAACCUCACAGAUAUAAAGGAUUUAUUGAUUGCAUGAAAUGUUCAUAUUAUGAAGAAGGAUGGAGAAUAUUCUUUAAAGGCCUUACACCCACUAUCCUUAGAGCAUUUCCUUCAAAUGCUGCAACAUUUGCUGCAUACACAUGGACGAUGAACUUAUUCUUGUCCAAAGAGACAAUCACUAGAAGAACUUACGAAGAAGCUAUACUCUAA